AUGACAGGCGCGGGGAACCACGAGGACGAGGCAGAUGAAGGCGCGCCGAGCUCGAACCCCUUCAAGGCGUACAACGCGCGCUGGCCCAUGCCUGCUGCUGCCAGCGGGUCGUCUUCGAACCUCUUCUACUCGUUUGACAGCGGCAGCAUUCACUGGGUGGUGCUCUCCUGCUACUCGGACUAUUCCCAGGGAUCAGCGCAGUACAACUGGCUGCAGCAAACUGAGUUGCAUCCUCUCGCCACCCCGCGCGCGCUCUUCUCUCCUCCCGCGCGGGCUCCUAUCGCCUCCCCGCGCGCGCUCCUCUUGCCUCCCCGCGCGGCCUCCUCUCACCAUCCCGCGCGUGCGACUUUCGCCUCCCUCGCGUGCUCCCAACGCCUUCAUAGCGCGCGAAUCUCUUGUCUCCCCGCGCGGCCUCCUCUCACCUCGUCGCGCGUCCUCCUCUCGCCGCUCCACGCAUGCUUCUCACCAAUGUCCCCGCUCGUGCUCCACUCGCCUCCCUCGCGUGCUCCUCUCGCCCCCCCGCGCGCGCGUCUUUUGCCUCCCCGCGCAUCCUCCUCUCGCCUCACAUUGCGUGCUCCACUCGCCUCCCCGCAUUGCGCUUCUCUCUCCUCACCUUUCGGCGUUAGCGCGCUGCGCCGCGCGUGCGCCUCUCUCCACGCCUUGCGUGCUCCUAUCGCCUCCCCGUGCGUGCUCCUCUCCUCACCUUGCUUGCUUCUCUCACCUCCCCGCGCGUGCGCCUCUCUCCUCACCUUGUGUGCUCCUCUCUCCUCACCUUGCGAGCUCCUCUCGCCUCCCCGUGCGUGCGCCUCACUCCUCACCUUGCGUGCUCCUCACGCCUCCCCGCACGUGCGCCUCACUCCUCACCUGUAG
Messenger RNA from Closterium sp. Naga37s-1, 870 nucleotides. The record is from the annotation of a GenBank genome assembly. Lineage: Eukaryota; Viridiplantae; Streptophyta; Zygnematophyceae; Desmidiales; Closteriaceae.